AUGGCUCUCGACCCCUCGAACGGCUACGUAGCCGCACGAAACCUACAAGACCUGAACGAGAUUGCGCUGCCUAUCUUCAAUGUCGAGCGGGUGCAGCUCCAGUUCUCGAUAGCCUCCGACUUCGUUGCCGCGCAAGUCGCAAACAAUGUCCUGGUACUCGCGCUUUCAAAUGGCAGGAUCCUGCGCAUAGAUUUAGAUAAUCCGGCGGAUAUCGAUGAUAUCGAUUUACCAAAGAAGACCUCCGAGGUUGGCGUGAUACGGCGCAUGUUCCUUGACCCUACUGCGUCCCACUUGAUUAUAUGUACGGCGCUGGGAGAGAAUUACUACCUCCAUACACAAUCUCGACAGCCCAGGCCUCUAUCCCGACUUCGUGGUGUGUCAAUCGAGACUAUAGCAUGGAAUCCAGCGUUACCAACCACUUCGACCAGGGAGAUCCUCAUUGGAGCGGCUGAUGGCAAUAUCUACGAAGCAUAUAUCGAGACGUCUACGGAAUUCUACAGAAAGGAAGACAAGUACUUGAAGACGCUGUUGAAGUACCCAGAUGGUUCCAUUACUGGGCUCUUUGUGGACGGGGUGACGGAUGCACGAAAGCCGGAUAUUCGAAGAGUCCUGAUUGCUACGCAUUCCAGGCUCAUACAUCUUGUUGGAAAGAUUGGGAGGACAAGCCAUGAAGGAGGAGCAUCAAUUUUCACUAAGCUGUUUGAUACAGAACAACCGGUAGUGCAUGAGAUCUCGAGGGUGUCCACGACUGCGCCUUCAUCCCUAGUGGUAUCUCCAGACGCUCCAGACUCAAAUUCGUUAGAAAGUCUGGCUCCUGAUAGGAUAUUUGCAUGGCUUUCUUCUCAAGGAACUUUCUAUGGUCGAUUGCUCACGUCACCAGCGACGACUGAGCUAGGCACCAAAGUGUUUGCAGAGUCAAAACUGCUGCCUAAGUCACAGCUUCCAGCUGCGGAGUUUGCCAAGGGUCGGAAAAAACCUGUCCAGGAUGCCAUUGAUUCGAUUGUAUUGACCCAAUGGCACAUUGUGCACCUGGUGGGCGGACGACUGAUUGCCAUCAAUCGACUCAACGAUGAAGUGGUAUUUGACCAAGUAGUUCUAGAUCCGGGACAGCAGGCUCUAGGUCUUUUUGCAGAUCAACAGAAGAACACUUUCUGGCUGUUCACCACCCAAGAGAUAUAUGAGAUCGUUGUCACGGACGAGGAUAGGGACGUUUGGAAGGUCAUGUUGAAGACAGAGCAUUUCGAUGCUGCAUUAAGAUAUGCUCGGGGACCAAGUCAGAAAGAUGCUGUGGCUACUGCCUCAGGUGAUUAUCUGGUCAGCAAAGGCUCUUACCUCGAGGCGGCUGGGGUCUAUGGCAAGAGUAGCAAGCCAUUUGAGCAAGUGGCACUCAUAUUUGUCGACAAUGAUCAGCAAGAUGCGUUACGGAAGUAUUUACUUACAAAGAUCACAACGUACAAGAAGUCGUCGGUCAUGCAAAGGAUCAUGAUUGCGAGUUGGCUGGUAGAGAUAUACAUGUCCAAGCUCAAUUCGCUCGAUGACACAAUCAUCACCAAGGCUGAGCUGUCGGAAACGCUCAAUCCUGCCCAGACGAAAGAUCAGCUGGACACCAUUCGAACCGAGUUUCAAGACUUCGUGAAGAAGUACAAGUCAGAUUUGGAUCGAAAGACUACAUAUGACAUUAUCAGCAGCCAUGGGAGAGAAGACGAGUUACUCUUUUUUGCCAGUGCUGUUAACGACUACAACUAUGUUCUUGGGUACUGGAUGCAGAGAGAACGAUGGAUGGAAGUUCUGGACGUUCUGAAGAAGCAAACAGAGCCAGAGAUCUUCUAUCGAUAUAGCAGUGGAUUGAUCACACAUGUCGCUGUCGACCUUGUAGAUAUCCUCAUGCGACACUCCGAUCUGAAACCCCGAAAUUUGAUCCCGGCGUUACUUAAUUACGAUAGGAAUUUCCAGGGACCAUUGUCCCAGAAUCAAGCGGUGCGAUACCUCCUACACGUCAUCAACCAGCUUAACUCGACAGAUGCAGCUGUCCACAACACACUCAUCUCCAUUUACGCAUCUCACCCGUCGAAGGACGAGUCAGCUCUGCUCUCAUACCUGGAAUCUCAAGGUGAUGAACCAAGUUUCGAUUCUGACUUCGCCCUACGACUGUGCAUUGAACAUUCCCGUGUCCAGUCAUGUGUCCACAUCUACAGCACAAUGGGUCAGUACCUCCAAGCCGUCGAGCUUGCCCUCGCGCAUUCCGAAAUCGACCUUGCAUCUCUCGUGGCCGAUAGACCAGUCUCCAAUCCCGCCCUCCGAAAGAAGCUGUGGCUAGCAGUAGCCAAAAAAGUUAUAUCGCAAUCAAAUGGCAUCAAAACCGCUAUUGAGUUUUUGAAACGCUGCGACCUGCUCAAGAUCGAGGACCUCAUCCCCUUCUUCCCUGAUUUUGUCGUAAUCGAUGAUUUCAAAGAAGAGAUCUGUGCCGCUCUGGAAGACUACAGUCGUAAUAUCGACAGUCUGAAAAAAGAGAUGGAUGAAUCUUCCCAGACGGCUACGAAUAUCAAGAUUGAUAUUGCAGCUCUAGACCAUCGAUACGCUAUUGUUGAGCCGGGAGAGAAGUGCUACGAUUGUGGGCUACCUCUGCUGAGUCGGCAGUUCUUCGUGUUUCCUUGCCAGCACGCAUUCCAUAGCGACUGUCUGGGACGGAAAGUAAUGGAGCAGGCUGGAAUAGGGAAGAGCAAGCGGAUCAGGGAGUUGCAGGGUUUGGUCAGCAAGGGAAUGGUGACAGGUGCGAAGAGAGACAGGUGUAUUGCGGAAUUAGAUGGGUUGGUGGCUAGUGCUUGUAUUCUCUGCAGCGAUUUUGCGAUAAAACGCAUCGAUGAGCCGUUCGUGCUCGAUACGGAUGAUAGGAACGAGUGGGCAUUAUAA
This is a messenger RNA of Cadophora gregata, 2910 nucleotides long. RefSeq lists its product as uncharacterized. The transcript is spliced from 3 exons. The record is from RefSeq and is a predicted model, not a curated record. Lineage: Eukaryota; Fungi; Ascomycota; Leotiomycetes; Helotiales; Ploettnerulaceae. Gene Ontology annotation, molecular function: protein-macromolecule adaptor activity. Gene Ontology annotation, biological process: vesicle-mediated transport; intracellular protein transport; organelle fusion. Gene Ontology annotation, cellular component: HOPS complex; endosome. Bases 1 to 2910 code for a protein of 969 amino acids.